Anopheles maculipalpis is the source of this 2151-nucleotide messenger RNA. It is a transcript of the gene Alg12, whose product is annotated as probable Dol-P-Man:Man(7)GlcNAc(2)-PP-Dol alpha-1,6-mannosyltransferase. The record is from RefSeq and is a predicted model, not a curated record. Lineage: Eukaryota; Metazoa; Arthropoda; Insecta; Diptera; Culicidae. The coding region runs from base 21 to 2150 and encodes 709 amino acids. Gene Ontology annotation, cellular component: endoplasmic reticulum membrane. The transcript has 6 exons. Gene Ontology annotation, molecular function: alpha-1,6-mannosyltransferase activity. Gene Ontology annotation, biological process: protein N-linked glycosylation.
AACAGCAGCAGCAGACGACGAUGUCGGUGGUGGUGUUUCUGAUCGCGGCCGCCCACUGCGUUUACACGCCGUUCACGAAGGUUGAGGAAAGCUUUAAUCUGCAAGCGAUCCACGAUCUGCUCUACCACCGGACGAAUCUUACCGAGUACGAUCAUCAUGAGUUUCCGGGCGUGGUGCCACGCACCUUUCUCGGACCCCUGUUCAUCACGUUCCUGGUGUCGCCGAUCGCCACCCUGCUGGAAAUGUUCGAAAUCAACAAAUUCUGGAUGCAGUAUGCAGUUCGGUUUACGCUUGCCGCCACGGUCGUGUUUGCCUGGAACCGGCUAAAGGUUACCAUACUGCACAAGUUCGGUGUAACGGUAGGCGUUUGGUUUAUGCUAAUUACCGCCACCCAGUUCCAUUUCAUGUUUUACAUGAGCCGCCCCCUGCCGAACAUAAUGGCCCUACCGCUGGUACUGCUCGCCAUCGACUACUGGCUUAAUCGAGCCGUCAAACGGUUCAUCGUGUGUUCCGGUGCGGCGAUCAUCAUUUUCCGGGCCGAGCUAGCGAUGCUGCUGGGACUGUACCUGCUGUACGAUAUCUACUACCAGCGGAUAACACUGCCGGCUUUCCUGCGCACCGCCAUACCGGCCGGCGUACUGCUGAUCGUGCUGACUGUCACCGUCGAUAGCUACUUCUGGCGCCGGGUGCUGUGGCCGGAGGCGGAAGUGUUCUGGUUUAACACGGUGCAGAACAAAAGCUCCGAAUGGGGCACCUCACCCUUUCUGUGGUACGUCUACUCGGCGCUACCACGUGCGAUGGGUCUUUCGAUCGUGUUUGUCCCGUUGGGGCUGUAUCUGGAGACGCGCAUCCGGUCGCUGGUAGUGCCAGCAGUUGUGUUUGUGCUGCUGUUUUCCUGUCUGCCGCACAAGGAGCUACGAUUUAUCAUCUACGUGUUUCCACUGUUUAAUGUGGCUGCCGCGUGUGCAUGUAAUCGGCUGUGGCUUAACCGACAGAAAAGCUUGUGGAACAAGUUUCUUUCGUUCGUAUGCAUCGGACAUCUGUUCGGGAACACACUGCUGACGAUGUUUCUGCUGCUGGUGGCCGGAACUAAUUAUCCCGGUGGAGUAGCCAUCUCGAGAUUCCAUCGCCUUGCAGCCGGAGAAACCAACAUAUCCGUUCACAUUGACAACCUGUCCGCCCAGAGUGGCGUGUCGCGGUUCGCUCAGAUCAAUUCCGAUUGGACCUACAGCAAGCUGGAAAAUCUGCGACCUGACGACGAAAUGUUGCUCCGGUUCGAUUAUCUGCUGACGGAGGCGCAGGACAAAUACUCCGAUAAGAUGCGGCUCCUGUCGCAAACGCACGAAAUCGUCGAGUUUGUCGAGUGCUUUAACAGUAUCGGGCUGCAGUACCGUUCGGUGUUGCCGGUGAAGAUUAAAACUAAACCGUGCAUCUUCAUUAUGCGCCGCCGGUACGAUCUGCUGGUGGAUAGGGAACGGUGGUCGUCGUUGUUGGAAGAAAGCGGAGAAGAUGCCUUUAACGACGCAACACCUACUGUGCCUGAUACGGAGCACAAAGAAAAAGAAGAAGACUUUGAGGAAGAAGAAGAAGAUCAGGAGGAAGAGGACAAUCAUGAGCAACUAGAUGAUGUACCAAGCAAUGAAGAAGACAAGGAAGAAGAGUUUAUUGACACGGAGAAGGAAUCAGAGAAGCGACCAGAAAGACGGAAACGAAGUUUCUUCACUAAAAGCUCAUCUUUUCGGAUGAAUGCGAGAAAUAUUCCUCCACUUGUACCAAAGUUUCGGCGUGUAAGUGUGAAACAAGCGGAGGACCCGGACGAUCACCACCAGUCCGACAAUCAACCAAGCACAGCAAAAGACGACGACGAGGAAGAAGAUGAAAAGGAAGCGGAAGAGACGCUAUCGUCGGUAGAGGGACGACCAAAGCUCGCUUCCUUCUAUCCACAGUUGAGCAAAUCCACCGGCGCCCGGCUAAAGGAGACACGCAAACUCAUAAAGGAGGAAAAGAUGCGCAAGAUGGCGAGCAAGCUAACGAAGGCCAGCUUUAGCGAGGUGUGCAACCUGGACCGGAUGUCGAUGAAGGAGUGCUUGAAGAAGCUGAUCGACGACAGUGGUACCCUUGGGGACGAGCUGGACGAUGAGGAUGAUUAGA